GUAUUUAUUUUGCCCACCACCUGUUCGACCAUUAGUCUCUGGCAAGUCUUUUUUCUAUAAAAAAGAAAAAAAGAAAAAAGAAAAAAAGAAAAAUGACAAUUGACUUGGUUCCAGGGAGUUCAGGGAGUAUAGAUUAUGUUGGUGCUGACCAGAAAAUAACAUAUUUUAGCAACAAAUAUGUUUUGGGUUUGACUGUUGUUGCUGGCAUUGGUGGUCUCCUUUUCGGUUAUGACACAGGAGUCAUAUCAGGAGCCCUUCUGUAUAUCCGUGAUGAUUUUGAGGUCGUUGAUCAAAGUAGUCUUUUACAGGAGACGAUUGUUAGCAUGGCUUUACUUGGUGCAAUGAUUGGAGCUGCAGCUGGUGGAUGGAUAAAUGAUGUACGUGGGCGUAAAAGUGCUACUCUCAUGGCUGAUGUCAUUUUUGCACUUGGAUCAUUUGUCAUGGCUGCUGCACCAGAUCCAUAUGUUCUUAUAUUUGGUCGCUUAUUGGUUGGGCUGGGAGUCGGCAUAGCUUCUGUUACCGCCCCAAUGUAUAUUGCAGAAGCCGCACCCUCUGAAAUCAGGGGAGGUCUUGUUAGUACCAAUGUGCUUAUGAUCACAACUGGACAGUUUCUUUCUUACCUUGUUAAUCUUGCAUUCACAGAGGUUCGUGGGACAUGGCGAUGGAUGCUUGGAAUUGCGGCUGUGCCAGCUAUUCUUCAGUUUUGCUUGAUGUUGCUUUUGCCUGAGUCACCUCGUUGGCUAUACAAGAAUAGAAGUAGUUCGGAGGCAAUUGCCAUGCUGUCAAAGAUUUAUGAUCCUGAUCGAUUAAAAGAGGAACUACACUACCUUUCUGCUGGUUUAGAGGAAGAACGCCGAGGAAGGAAUUCUGUCAGAUUCCGAGAUGUUUUCAGAAUCAAAGAAAUCAGACUUGCAUUUGUGGCUGGAGCUGGUCUGCAGGCAUUUCAACAGUUCACGGGCAUCAACACCGUAAUGUAUUACAGCCCAACUAUAGUCCAGAUGGCCGGUUUCGGAUCAAAUCAAUUAGCCCUUCAGCUUUCUCUCAUAGUGGCGUUAAUGAAUGCAGCUGGAACGAUUCUUGGAAUCUACCUCAUUGACCAUGUUGGCCGCCGGAAGUUGGCACUCAGUAGUUUGACAGGUGUAAUUCUCUCGUUGGUUCUUCUCUCAGUUGCUUUCUUUUUUGAAUCAUCAGGACAUACAAACAUGGGUUGGGUGGCUGUUCUUGGGUUGGUCCUUUAUAUUGGUUCUUUUGCCCCCGGGAUGGGGCCUGUCCCAUGGACUGUGAACUCAGAAAUAUAUUCGGAGUCAUACAGAGGGAUUUGUGGUGGAAUGUCAGCUACUGUGAAUUGGGUAUCGAACUUGAUAGUUGCACAGAGUUUUCUUUCUGUCACUGAUGCUGUUGGUACGGGUACGACUUUUUUGAUACUGGCUGCAAUUGCUGUGGUUGCAUUUGCUUUUGUGCUCCUGUUUGUACCCGAGACCAAAGGAUUGAGUUUCGAGGAAGUUGAAAGAAUGUGGAGGGAGAGGGCUUGGGGAAGUAGUAAUGGCUCAGAAUCCCUUCUCGAGGAGGACGAUACUUAGAAACCAUUCAUAGAACCCUAAAGACAGACCAGGCCAGACUGUAUCUGUUGGGUAGAGCAUUUUGAUCUGUAUGAUUAUUAAGCGGAAGCUCAAACAUUUAUGUAGAGUUUCCUGAUGUUCUUGAAAGUAUUUAUGCGUAUUUUCGUAUUUUUAGUAAA
Erigeron canadensis is the source of this 1738-nucleotide messenger RNA. Its product is annotated as inositol transporter 1-like. The record is from RefSeq and is a predicted model, not a curated record. Gene Ontology annotation, biological process: transmembrane transport. The transcript is spliced from 6 exons. Gene Ontology annotation, molecular function: myo-inositol:proton symporter activity. Gene Ontology annotation, cellular component: membrane. NCBI's taxonomy places the organism in Eukaryota, Viridiplantae, Streptophyta, Magnoliopsida, Asterales, Asteraceae. Bases 93 to 1580 code for a protein of 495 amino acids.